CCCGCAGCCAUGCCGAGCGGUAAGGAGACGCGGCUGCUGCACCUCGGCGAGAUGGAGAAGCUGGACAAGACCCUCUUCAGGCUGGAGCAAGGUUUUGAACUACAGUUCCGAUUGGGCCCAACUCUUCAAGGCAAGCCCGUUACUGUGUACACAAAUUAUCCAGCUUCUGGAGAAGUAUUUGAUCGCCACAAGUUCAGGACACUACUGUGGCACAAUCCCACAGGUAAAGAAGAUGACUCUGACAAAUACUGCAAGCUGGAUCUCCAAAUCUCUGGGUCAUACCAGUACUAUUUCAGUCUUGGAAACGAAAAAAGUGGUGGAGGUUACCUAGUUGUGGAUCCUAUUUUGCAUGUUGGAGCCGAUAAUCAUGUGUUACCUUUGGAUUGUGUUACGCUCCAGACAUUCCUCGCUAAGUGUCUCGGACCGUUUGAUGGAUGGGAAGACAGGCUUAAAGUUGCAAAAGAAACAGGUUACAACAUGAUUCAUUUUACACCACUGCAGAAGCUUGGACUGUCUAGAUCAUGUUAUUCACUGGCUGAUCAGUUAGAAGUAAAUCCUGAAUUUUCAAGCCAUAAUAAAAAGUGCACUUGGAGUGAUAUAGGAGCUCUUGUGGAAAAAUUGAAAAAUGAAUGGAAUAUGCUUUGCAUCACAGAUGUAGUCUACAAUCAUACUGCAACUAGCAGUGAAUGGCUCAGGAUGCAUCCAGAAUGUGGCUAUAACCUUGUAAAUUCUCCUCACCUGAAGCCAGCUUGGGUCUUGGAUAGAGCUCUGUGGCAUGUGACUUGUAUGGUGGCUGAUGGAAAGUAUACUCCUAAAGGGCUCCCUCCCUUGAUUGAAAAUGAUCAUCACCUGAAUUGCAUCCGUAAAAUAAUUUGGGAAGAUGUAUAUCCAAGAAUUAAACUAUGGGAAUUUUUCCAAGUGGAUGUUAACAAAGCUGUGCAGCAAUUUAAAACUCUUCUAGCUCAAGGUAAAGGAAGGGUACGCACUAAAUCUGAUCCAAAUCACCAUCUUCAGAUAGUUCAGGACCCUGAUUAUAGACGAUUUGGCUGUACUGUAGAUAUGAAUAUAGCAUUGGCAACAUUCAUACCACGCAGCAAUGGACCAGCUGCCAUAGAAGAAUGUUGCAACUGGUUUCGCAAGAGGAUUGAGGAACUGAAUGCUGAACAAUACAGACAAACUAAUCACCAUCAAGAGCAGGCUGUCAAUUGUCUUGUGGGGACUGUGGUUUAUGAACGACUGGCUGGUGAUGGUCCCAAGCUGGGUCCUAUCAGUAGAAAAUAUCCUUUAGUUACCAGGUAUUUUACUUAUCCAUUCAAAGACCUAACUGUGGAGGAAGAAGAAACUAUGAUCCAUCAGCCAGAUAAAGCUUGUUUUUUCAUGGCUCAUAAUGGCUGGGUUAUGGGAGAUGAUCCUCUUAGAAACUUUGCAGAACCAGGUUCAAAUGUUUACUUGAGAAGAGAGCUUAUUUGUUGGGGAGACAGCGUGAAACUUCGUUAUGGUGAUAAACCUGAAGACUGCCCGUACCUCUGGGCACAUAUGAAAAAAUACACUGAAAUCACUGCCAAAUAUUUCCAUGGUGUUCGUCUUGACAAUUGUCACUCAACACCUAUUCAUGUAGCUGAGUACAUGCUGGACACAGCUAGAAAAUUGCGAGCCGAUUUGUAUGUAGUGGCUGAACUGUUCACAGGAAAUGAGGAGCUGGACAAUAUCUUUGUGAAUAGGCUGGGCAUUACCUCCUUAAUAAGAGAGGCAAUGACUGCUUAUAAUAGCCAUGAAGAGGGAAGGUUAGUUUAUCGUUUUGGAGGUGAACCUGUUGGCUCUUUUGUGCAGCCACGUUUGAGACCUUUGACACCAGCUAUUGCUCAUGCGCUGUUUAUGGAUAUUACACAUGAUAAUGAAUGUCCAAUUCAGCACCGAUCUGCAUAUGAUGCUCUUCCAAGUGCAAUGAUUGUUUCCAUGGCAUGCUGUGCUACAGGAAGCACCAAAGGCUAUGAUGAACUAGUACCACACCAGAUCUCUGUAGUAUCUGAAGAGAGGUUUUAUGCAAAAUGGAAUCCAGCAGCACACCUGACUUCUGGUGAAGUUAAUUUCCAAACAGGAAUUCUAGCAGGAAGGCUGGCCAUAAACAGGCUGCAUCAGGAGUUGGGGACUAAAGGCUUUAAUCAGGUGUAUGUAGAUCAAGUUGAUGAAGAUAUAGUGGCAGUGACAAGACAUUGUCCAAACACCCACCAGUCUGUUGUGGCUGUAAGUCGAACUGCUUUCAGGGAUCCUAAGACUUCCUUCUACAGUAAAGUAGUACCUGAAAUGUGUAUCCCAGGAAAAAUAGAAGAAGUAGUACUUGAGGCUAGGACUAUUGAGAGAAAUGCUAGUCCUUACAAAAAAGAUGAACAUUUUAUAAAUGGAUUGCCUAAUUUCACAGUGGAACUCAGAGAGCAUAUCCAGAUUAAAGACAGUAAAAUCAUAAAGCAAGCUGGAACUGCCAUAAAAGGGCCAAAUGAAUUUGUUCAAGAAAUAGAAUUUGAAAAAUUAACGCCAGGAAGUGUAAUAGUAUUCAGAGUUAGUCUUGACCCAAAGGCACAAGAUGCUGUUGGUGUACUCCGCAAUCAUUUGAUCCAGUUCAGUCCUCAUUUUAAAUCCGGAAGUGUUCCUGAUGAUCAUUCAGCACCUAUAUUAAAAACAUUGUUUUCUUCUAUUGCAUCUAAACUAACUUUGGCUGACCUAAAUCAAGUACUGUAUAGGUGUGAGGCAGAAGAACAAGAAGAUGGUGGAGGUUGUUACAAUAUACCAAACUGGUCACCGCUGAAGUAUGCAGGUCUCCAAGGGUUAAUGUCAGUGAUGGCAGACAUUAGACCAAAGAAUGAUUUGGGUCAUCCAUUUUGUGAUAAUUUAAGAUCUGGAGAUUGGAUGAUUGAUUAUGUCAGUAAUCGUCUGAUUUCACGCGGAGGAGCCUGUGCAGAAGUUGGUAAAUGGUUGAAGGCCAUGUUUGUCUACCUGAAGAGAAUUCCACGUUACCUCAUCCCAUGUUACUUUGAUGCCAUAUUAGUGGGUGCAUACACAACGCUUCUGGAUGUGGGAUGGCAUCAGAUGUCUAGCUUUGUGCAGAAUGGAUCAACAUUUGUUAAACACCUUUCCUUGGGUUCAGUCCAGAUGUGUGGGAUAGGAAAAUAUUCUUGUCUGCCAGAUCUGUCUCCUUCCUUACAUGAUGUUCCCUAUAGGCUGAAUGAGAUUACAAAUGAGAAAGAACAGUGUUGUGUUUCCUUGGCGGCUGGUUUACCUCACUUUUCUUCUGGAAUUUUUCGCUCUUGGGGAAGGGAUACCUUUAUUGCACUGAGAGGUCUAAUGUUAGUUACUGGGCGCUAUCUAGAAGCAAGAAACAUCAUUUUAGCAUUUGGUGGAACUUUAAGACAUGGUCUCAUUCCCAAUCUGCUUGGCCAGGGGACACAUGCCAGAUACAACUGUCGUGAUGCUGUGUGGUGGUGGCUUCAGUGUAUCCAGGACUACUGUAAAAUUGUUCCAAACGGAUUAGACAUUCUUAGAUGUCCUGUUUCUAGGAUGUACCCAAAAGAUGAGUCUUCUCCUCAGCCUGCAGGCACUGUGGAUCAGCCACUUUAUGAAGUAAUACAGGAAGCAAUGCAGCGGCACAUGGAAGGCAUAAACUUCCGAGAAAGGAAUGCUGGUCCUCAGAUAGAUCAAAACAUGAGAGAUGAAGGCUUUAAUGUAACUGCAGGUGUUGACUGUGAAACUGGCUUUGUCUUUGGAGGGAACCGCUUCAAUUGUGGCACUUGGAUGGAUAAAAUGGGAGAGAGUGACAGAGCUUGCAACAGAGGAAUUCCAGCUACUCCAAGAGAUGGCUCUGCUGUGGAAAUUGUUGGCCUGUGCAAGUCUUCUGUUCGCUGGUUACUGGAUUUAUCUGGGAAAAAUGUGUUUCCAUUCCAUGGAGUCACUGUAAAAAGACAUGGAAAGGAGGAGACAGUCACAUAUGAUGAGUGGAACAGAAAAAUCCAAGGACACUUUGAAAGGCUGUUUUUUGUUUCCGAGAACCCAGCAGACCCUAAUGAGAAACAUCCAAAUCUUGUUCACAAACGUGGAAUUUAUAAGGACAGCUAUGGAGCUUCAAGUCCAUGGUGUGAUUAUCAACUCAGGCCAAAUUUUACAAUAGCAAUGGUUGUGGCCCCUGAGUUGUUCACACCUGAGAGAGCUUGGAAAGCUCUUCAGGUAGCAGAGGAAAAACUACUUGGUCCAUUAGGCAUGAAAACCUUAGACCCAGAUGACAUGGUUUACUGUGGAGUAUAUGAUAAUUCUCUUGACAAUGACAACUAUAAUGUAGCCAGAGGUUUUAAUUAUCACCAAGGACCUGAAUGGCUGUGGCCAAUUGGAUAUUUUCUUCGUGCCAAAUUGUACUUCUCAAAGCUGAUUGGUCCAGAGAUAUAUGCAAAAACUGUAGUUAUGAUUAAGAAUGUUCUUUCUCGCCACUAUGUUCACCUUGAAAGAUCAUCCUGGAAAGGGCUUCCAGAACUGACCAAUGAAAAUGGACAGUACUGCCCUUUCAGCUGUGAAACUCAGGCCUGGUCAAUUGGUGUUAUCCUUGAAGUCCUUUAUGACUUGUAAAAGUUUAUUUUGAUUGAUUUGAUGAAACAUCUGUGGUCUUGUUAUUGUAGCAUAAACGAACACUUGGCUUAUAGUGCAAGGGAAAUGUCCUGUUCUGCAGAACCACUUAAGCUGUGUCCUGACUUUCAAUGAUGCUGAAUGCCAGCAGCUCCUAUGCCCUGUAACUGUGUGGGGCUUG
This is a messenger RNA of Opisthocomus hoazin, 4786 nucleotides long. The record is from RefSeq and is a predicted model, not a curated record. NCBI's taxonomy places the organism in Eukaryota, Metazoa, Chordata, Aves, Opisthocomiformes, Opisthocomidae.